AUGGCCACUUCAGUGAGGACGUUCCCAGUUGCCCCGUGGACACCGACGCCGACUCCCUGGCCAGGAGGAAACACCAGCGCGGUGGCGGAGGCAAAGUGCGUCUUCAACGAGGAGUUCAAGUUCAUCCUGCUGCCCAUCUCCUACGGCAUCGUCUUCGUGGUGGGGCUGCCCCUCAACUCUUGGGCCCUGUGGAUCUUCAUCUCCAGGAUGAGGCCCUGGAAUGCCACCACCACCUACAUGUUCAACCUGGCCGUCUCCGACACGCUCUACGUCCUCUCCCUCCCUACCCUGGUCUACUAUUACGCUGACCGCAACAACUGGCCCUUUGGGAAAUGGCUCUGCAAGAUCGUGCGCUUCCUCUUCUACGCUAACCUCUACAGCAGCAUCCUCUUCCUGACGUGUAUCAGCGUCCACCGCUACAUGGGCAUCUGCCACCCCAUCCGCUCCCUGAAGUGGGUGAAGACCAAGCACGCCCGCAUCAUUUGUGUGGGUGCCUGGCUUGUCGUCACCAUCUGUCUCAUCCCCAACCUCAUCUUCGUCACCACCAGCUCCAAGGGCAACAGCACCCUGUGCCACGACACCACCAAGCCCGAGGAGUUUGACCAUUACGUGCACUACAGCUCCUCCGUCAUGGCCCUCCUCUUUGGGGUCCCCUUCCUGGUCAUCGUCCUGUGCUACUGCCUGAUGGCCAAGAGACUCAGCAAGUCCAGCUUCUCCAGCCCCAGCCCCCGAAUGCCCUCCUACAAGAAGCGCUCCAUCAAGAUGAUCAUCAUCGUGCUCACCGUCUUUGCCAUCUGCUUCGUGCCCUUCCACAUCACCCGAACCAUCUACUACACCACCCGCUACUUCCAAGCUGACUGCCAGACUCUCAACAUCAUCAACUUCACCUACAAGGUCACGCGGCCCCUGGCCAGCAUCAACAGCUGCCUUGACCCCAUCUUGUACUUCAUGGUUGGGGACAAGUACCGGGGGCAGCUGCGCCGGGGGCCAGCCCAGCGCCUCCAGCCCAUGUCCAUGUGCAACCUGGCCCUGGUAUCCCCCUCCAUGGACAACAUCGCAAGUGGCAGCCACGCUGACGGUGACACCCGAGGGAGAGGGACAGCACGGAGUGGAGGAGGGUGCUGA
This is a messenger RNA of Egretta garzetta (little egret), 1125 nucleotides long. RefSeq names its product pyrimidinergic receptor P2Y4 (gene P2RY4). Gene Ontology annotation, biological process: G protein-coupled receptor signaling pathway; transepithelial chloride transport. The record is from RefSeq and is a predicted model, not a curated record. Bases 1 to 1125 code for a protein of 374 amino acids. NCBI's taxonomy places the organism in Eukaryota, Metazoa, Chordata, Aves, Pelecaniformes, Ardeidae. Gene Ontology annotation, cellular component: plasma membrane. The transcript has a single exon. Gene Ontology annotation, molecular function: G protein-coupled purinergic nucleotide receptor activity; G protein-coupled UTP receptor activity.